UUCAAUGCGCGCUACAUAGUGCACUACAUAGUGCAACAAGUAGCUAUUUGGAUUUCGACUCGUUUUCAGUGUGGAACAAAACCUUAAGCCUGCUACAUCGUCCUGACCUGCACACAUCAGUGAAGAGAGAGAGAGAGAGAGAGAGAGAGAGAGAGGUGACCAUCCAUUACACUUUCACCAGAGGCUUGUGUAAAAGGCACCAGUAUAGUGGAUCAGGGGGUCAUGGCUGGCUUUCUGGUGUGGUUUUGGAACGAGAGGUUUUGGUUGCCUCAUAACGUGACCUGGGCCGAUUUGAAGAACACUGAGGAGUCCACGUUCCCGCAGGCGGAGGAUCUGUACGUGGCGUGUCCACUGGCCUUCUUCAUCUUCAUCAUCCGACUCGUGUUUGAGAGGUUCAUUGCAAGACCAUGCGCUCUGGGACUGAAAAUCCAAGCGAGCGGCCCACGGAAGGCUCAAGCAAAUGCCAUUUUGGAGAAAGUCUUCACUGCUAUCACCAUGCAUCCUGAUGAGAAGAGGUUAGAGGGCUUGUCAAAGCAGCUGGACUGGGACGUGAGGACAAUCCAGCGCUGGUUUCGACAGAGACGUAAUCAAGAGAAACCGAGCACUCUCACCCGCUUCUGCGAAAGCAUGUGGAGGUUCACGUUUUACCUGUACAUAUUUACCUAUGGGGUGCGGUAUCUCAAAAAGACCCCCUGGUUGUGGAACACUAGAGAAUGCUGGUACAACUACCCAUAUCAGGCGCUAACAGUGGACCUGCACUAUUACUACAUUUUGGAGCUGUCCUUCUACUUGUCUCUGCUCUUCUCCCAGUUCACAGACAUCAGGAGGAAGGAUUGUCUGCUCAUGUUCAUGCACCACGUUGCUACCGUCUCUCUGAUCAUGUUAUCAUACGUGAAUAACAUGGCUCGAGUGGGAACUCUCGUCCUGUGCCUCCACGAUGCUUCAGAUGUGCUGCUGGAGGCUGCAAAAAUGGCCAACUAUGCCAAGUAUCAAAGGUUCUGCAAUGUCCUGUUUAUCAUGUUUGCACUGGUGUUCAUCAGUUCCAGACUGGGCCUGUAUCCUGUCUGGAUUUUGAACACCACUCUGUUUGAGAGCUGGGAGAUCGUAGGGCCAUAUCCAUCUUGGUGGGUGUUUAAUGGGCUGCUGGUGCUUCUGCAGGGUUUACACAUUUUCUGGUCCUAUCUCAUAGUUAAAAUAGCCUGCAAAGCCAUCUCCAAAGGCAAGGUGGGAAAGUGGAAUCCUUUACAUGUGUCAAAGGAUGACCGCAGCGACAUUGAGUCUAGUUCUGACGAGGAGGAAAUGGCACCAUCUGCUCACAAGCACCACACUAACGGGACCAAUGGGUGUCAUGGCACAAACGGUUUCCUGUCAUCCCUGUGCCAUGACGAACACUAAGCGUUGUCGCGUGGUUUCUGCCUGCUGCAGCCUGCUCAUUAGUCUGUACAGUACUCAUGCGUGUCAAAGCAACAACGUCACCCAUCCAGUACUGGAAGACCGUAAUGCAGAAUAAUGUGAAUGCAGCUGCAUUUCAGUACGAUUCAGUCCAAUGAUUUUGUUCUUGUUGCUUGUACCCGUUUUACUUUUCUGAUAUUCGGACCAUUUCUAGGCACAUGGUCGAAUGUCAUAUCAACGCUCCAUCCUCCAUCUGUAGCUCACUGUUAAUUUGAACAAACGAACGCAUCACUCGUAUCACGCUAGCAUGCUGCUGUGGUCAUGUAGUUUGGUGUCCGUGGGAGCGGCCGUUUUCUUGAGGUAACAUCUAUGUAUUUAUUUAUUUUUUUAUAUCUAUAUAUAGGUUGCAAAAUUGUGGUUGAGACUUGAUUUUCUAUUUCUUCAAGUAAUUUGCUGUCAGUGUUUUUGAGAUGGCGCACUAUUUAAAGUUCGGUCACUGUUUCAGGAUUCAGCAAGGCAACAGCUUUUACGUGCACAAGACGUUUCGCUUGAAAUCGUUUUAUCGCAGAUGAGGUAACCGCUGAAAUCUGAAAUGCUCACCUGUAAAAUGGAUGGCGUGCGUCACACAACCGAGCGACGCCACUCGCUGUAUUUGCACUAGUGAACUGUAAAAAUGGGAAUUCUAAAACUGUAUUAUGUGCACACGUGUUUGGAUUGAACUUCUGCCAUAUUGUCCUUCACUUUAAAUCACAUAUGGACCUGUACUUAAAACAGUGGACAGACUCUUUUUUUUCUUUUUUUUUCUUUUCGUGCGUGUUUGUGAUUUUUACAUUGUGUUUAAAGAAUUGUAAAACAACUAUCAAUGCAUUAUUGGAUUGAUUUUAAGGAACCGAAUGAUAUUGCCUUUUUGUCCUUGAUUAUAAUGUGAAAUCUGGGUCUGUGUUUACAUGGACCAUGUAAUGUGUUAUAUACUGUAGGUAGUAGCCACAAGUGCAUGACACAGUAUUAAUCUCAAAUUCUGUGAAUCAGGAUAUAUGUAAUCAUUAGGCAUAAAAAUUUACCCUUUCAAAUGUGAUCUAUAGCGUCUGAAGGUUAAGACACCUUACACGUGGAUGGGGUACACAAUCACAUGUACACAUAUGCACGUCGCCAAAUGCGUGAACACCAUACAGUGAUAUUAUGUUUCUGCUUCUUCAGCUUUUGAAUGAUAUCUUCUCAUUGUCCCAUUGUCCUGUUCUUGGUAUAAUGUAACACUUAUUUCUUUACUGAGCUAAGUGGAUGACUCAUUAAAAUGCCUUUGAAAUCAGGGUUAAAAAAAAACUCUUUGCUUUUCUUCAGUGAGCAAGCUGUGGAGAAGAGAGGAAGCUAAUUAUCUCUUGCUAAGCUAAUUGUCGCUGUGUGCGUGCUGAAUUCUGGGCUUUAAACUAAAUGUCAGGGGUAAAAAAAAAAAAAAAACUGUUUUUGCUUUUUGCCUUUAAGAGGGAGAUAAAUAAACAUGUUGCCAGGCAUUUAAAAUAAACACGGCAGACAUUUUUUGUUGUUUCAGAUCAGUAUUCUAUAAAGCUACGCAGUGGCAUUAAAAAGUUUCGAAACUC
This is a messenger RNA of Silurus meridionalis, 2987 nucleotides long. It is a transcript of the gene cers6, whose product is annotated as ceramide synthase 6. The transcript is spliced from 11 exons. The coding region runs from base 223 to 1395 and encodes 390 amino acids. Gene Ontology annotation, cellular component: membrane. The record is from RefSeq and is a predicted model, not a curated record. Gene Ontology annotation, molecular function: DNA binding; sphingosine N-acyltransferase activity. Gene Ontology annotation, biological process: ceramide biosynthetic process. NCBI's taxonomy places the organism in Eukaryota, Metazoa, Chordata, Actinopteri, Siluriformes, Siluridae.